CACUCGUCAUCUCCAUAAUUCAUCACUUCAUCUUCUUACUUUACUUUACUUUUCUAUUCCUGCCAUAAAGAUCCAUUCAUAUCUGCAUAUUUUUAAGAAUUAUGGUGUUUGGAAAAAGAAGAGUGGAAGAGGUUUCAAAUGAGGAUCAAGAUGACAUAACUGACAUACAAGAGGAUUCAGGCGAAGAGCAAAUUGAACAAUCUCAUACUCAGGCUCAUCCAAUUGAAACGUCAGAUUCAAAAUCAAAGCCAUUGCUCAAUGAAGUUAUUAGUGGUGCAGCAAAGGGGAAAAAUCCAGGUGGUUCAAAGUCAUGGACAUGCAAGCACUGUAUGGGUCAAUUUACUAGUUCAUAUACUAGGAUUCACCAUCAUUUCUUUGGUGGUCCACCUGGCUCGAAGUCACAAAUCAAACGUUGCCAAGCUUUGCUGAAGAAUCGGGAUGAAUAUGAACGAGUGAGAAGGAGAGUUCAAGAAGCAGAGAAGUCAGGGGUGUCCUUGUCCUUGAAAAAUUCUACCAUUACUAAAAGACAAAAACCAUUGCCUGUCAAGUCCAUUGAAGAUUCUUUCAACAUGAUGGAGAGAGAAGUGGUAGAUUUGAAAAUUAUAAAGGGGUUGUGCGCCAAUGGGAUUCCUUUCAACGUGCUACGAAAUCCUCACUUUUGUGAGAUGGUGACGGCAAUAAACAGAGGACCUAAGGGUUACAAGCCUCCUUCAUUUGAGAGGGCAAGAACAACACUGUUAGAUGAGUGCAAAAGGAGUGUUGAGAAGGAUCUAGUUGUAAUCAAAGACACCUGGUACAAUCAAGGUGUGUCAAUCGUAUCAGAUGGAUGGUCUAAUGUGAAGCACAAGCCCCUAAUUAAUAUAAUUGCAGCAAACAGCCGUGGAGCUAUGUUCAUGUAUGCCAAUGACUUCUCUGGGAUUGAAAAAACAGGUAAUGCUAUUGCUCAAUUUCUGCUCAAGGCAAUUGAAGAAGUGGGUCCGUCAAAUGUUCUUCAAGUUGUCACUGAUAAUGCUGCUAAUUGCAAAGCUGCGGGAAAAGAGGUAGAAAAAAUCCACAAACACAUUUUCUGGUCACCUUGUGUUGUUCACACGCUGAACUUGGUUUUUAAGGAUUUUGCUAAUACAUUUGACUGGUUGAGGGAUACUUAUAUAAGGGGAAAAAAUAUUGUUAAGUAUUUUAUCAAUCAUACUCAUGCCUUGUCAAUUUUUAGAGGUCAAUCAAAAUUAGAGUUGUUGAAAGUGGCAAAGACAAGAUUUGCCUCGCAUUACAUAUUGUUGAAAAGGCUGGUUGAUUGUAGAGAGGCUCUAGCUACCACCAUUGUGCUUAGAACAUGGAAGGAGUGGGUGAAACAAGGAGAUGAGCACGCAAGAAAAAUGGGUGCUUUAGUUGCUGAAACUAUUGGUAGUGAAGACUUUUGGGAUGAGGUUGAAGACAUAAUUAGUAUCACAAAACCCAUAUAUUAUAUGAUUAAGUUUUCUGAUGGUGAAGGUCCAAAGAUGGGGGAGAUUUAUGAAAGAAUGGAUAGUAUGCUUGGACAAAUAAAAGAUAAAAUGAGGAAUAACAAACAUGCUGGUUGUUAUCCUCAAAUAGAGAGUAUUGUGUUAGCAAGGUGGGAAAAGAUGAAUAUUCCUAUGCAUUGUCUUGGUUUUGCACUUACUCCAAGAUUUUAUGAUCCACGUUACCUUGAAACACCAGCUCCUGGAGGAAUUGCAAGAAGGGCUCCAAAUGUUGAUAAGGAAGUUGUUAUGGGUGUCAUGGAAGCUUUUGAAAAGAUAGCUGAAAAUGCCGCAGAAAAUAAACUAUUGCGUGAACAGUUUGCAACAUUUCACAUGAGGAAAGGUAUUUAUGCAAUGGCAGCAGCUCAACUUGAUGCAGUGACAAUGGAUGCUAUUGAUUGGUGGUCUACAUAUGGGUCUGAAACUCCAGAAUUGGCUGAAGUGGCAAAAAAAGUAUUAUCUCAACCAAUUAGCAGUUCCUCUGCCGAAAGAAAUUGGAGUACAUAUUCCUACAUUCAUAAUGUGAAGAGAAAUCGAUUGAAUGGGACAAGGGCUGAUAAGUUGGUUUUUAUUCAUUCCAAUAUUCGUCUUCAGUCACGUUUCUCUGACAAUUAUAAAGAAGGACCAUACAAGAAAUGGGAUGUUGAUCCAGAUAAUACAUGUUUAGAAGAAUCUUCUGUGAGAUUAGAAGAGAUGAAAUGGGCUUCCUUAGAUAAAGUGUAUGAUUCAACUGAGCCAUUGUAGUUUCAUUAGCUUUACUUUGUUAGUUGUUUCAUGGAGGUUCAGAGUUAGUAAUUAAGUGAGCUGUAAUCUCUCUUCUUUUUAUUUGAAUUAUUUGUUGUUUUUUCAAUUCCAAUACUUAUAUAGUUAUAUUUCAUUCAAUAUUUAAUGGUGAUCCGAACAACUAUUUAAACCGUACCACGUUCCCAACUAGCGUACCAAUUAAGUAUACCCCCCAGUGUACCACAAAUCAAUCAAGUGGCGUACCCCGUACCC
Tripterygium wilfordii is the source of this 2492-nucleotide messenger RNA. RefSeq lists its product as uncharacterized. The transcript has 2 exons. Bases 102 to 2240 code for a protein of 712 amino acids. NCBI's taxonomy places the organism in Eukaryota, Viridiplantae, Streptophyta, Magnoliopsida, Celastrales, Celastraceae. Gene Ontology annotation, molecular function: protein dimerization activity. The record is from RefSeq and is a predicted model, not a curated record.